CCUAUCCGUGCAUGCCGGUGGUUGUGCCGCAGCAAGCCGGGCCUGCCUGCAGCGGGCGUGGCUAGAGUGUGCCGUAUGCUGAAGAGACACUGGAAAAUAAACCCCACUUCCAUGCCUGCUGCUCGGAGGUGGCGCCUCCUGCCCUGUUGUGGUCGCCCUUCGUCCCGCUUUCUGCUUGGAUUGCUGCGUUCGGCUUGUUCUGGCUCGGUGCGUCUGGUGCCGCAGGUCUGACGCCCAGGCCCCUCGAUGGAAUUCCGUCUUUUAGAGGGAAGAAAUGAGACUGAAACUUCUGCACCUUCAGACGAGAUCUUUCCACGCUCUAACAACAAUAUACCAAUACCAAAGCUUUAACAAAACUGGAUGUCUACUAUUAAAGCUAGAUAACGAAGUUGAAAGAACAGCUCACAGAACAGCAAAAUCUUGGAAUUUGUAUGCACUGAAACCUUCGUCCCCUUGGUUGACAAGUCAAUGUGUGCAAGUCAGGAAUUGGCAUUUUCUCCAAGGAUUUCUGUCCACUUUGGGAAGAAAUGUUUAUUGUCAGAACGGGGAGGGUUUUUUCUCAUCCUGGAAACAUUUGGGUGUGACGAUGAUGGAUAGCUACAGGCUCAAUGCAGAGUGGAUCAAAAAGCUUAGGAGCACAGGAUCAAGAUUUUAUGCAGUUGUAUCAGCUGGUAAAAUUGUCCCCAAACCCAAUAACCAACCAGUUAAGAGACCACCAAAGGCACCGAGGACCAAGCAGCCAUCCAGAACGAACCUGCCACUCUCAGCCAUGGAGAAUCUGAUGCAGUGCACAGCCUUUGCAACAGCAGAUGAAUAUCAUCUUGGUAAUCUGUGUCAUGACCUGACUUCACAUGGAUAUGUUGAAAUAACAAGUUUGCCUAGAGAUGCUGCAAAUGUUUUAGUGGUCAGUACUGAGAAAUCUGCAAAAGAAGAUGAUCCUGGCAUGAUUUUUUUUUUCAGGGAAGGGGCUGUUGUAUUUUGGAAUGUGGAAGAGAAAAGUAUGAAGAAAAUCAUGCGAGUGCUAGAGCAGCAUGAAAUUCAGCCAUAUGAAGUUGCACUGGUCCAUUGGGAGAAUGAAGAGUUGAACUAUAGAAUAGGAGAAGGUCAGUCAAAGCUCCAUAAAGGACAAAUCUUGUUAAAUUCUGAGCUGGAUAGUGAUGAAGUUGUUCUGCAGAAGUUUGCCUUUUCAAAUGCUCUUUGUCUUUCUGUCUUCUGCUUUGUCAUCUCUGUUGCAGUAAAGCUGGCUAUUUGGGAAUCAUUACUGGAUAACUUUGUGGAAUCUAUCCAGUCAAUUCCUGAGAUUCUAAAGUCAAGAAGGAAGGUAAAACUCUCUCAUGCAGAUGUGAUGCAGAAAAUUGGAGAACUCUUUGCAUUAAGACACCGUAUAAAUUUGAGCUCAGACCUGCUGAUAACACCAGACUUCUACUGGGAUAGAGAAAAACUAGAAGAGCUUUAUGACAAGACUUGCCAGUUUCUCAACAUUAAUCGCAGAGUUAAGGUAAUGAAUGAAAAGCUGCAGCACUGCAUGGAGCUGACAGACCUAAUGCGAAAUCACCUGAAUGAAAAGCACGCACUGCGCCUUGAGUGGAUGAUAGUAAUACUAAUCACCAUAGAGGUUCUGUUUGAACUUGCAAGGGUAGUUUUCUGAUGACAGAACAAACUCAGAAGAAGAAAACAGACAAAACAAUAGAGAACACAAGGCUUGGAAAAUAUGCUUCUGGAGAAUCAUGAAAUUGUCUCUUGAUAAAUCUCUAAAUCUUCUACUCAAAUAAAAUAAAAAUUAAAUCA
Molecule: messenger RNA, 1788 nt
Organism: Cinclus cinclus
Lineage: Eukaryota; Metazoa; Chordata; Aves; Passeriformes; Cinclidae
Gene: RMND1
Product: required for meiotic nuclear division 1 homolog
Exons: 12
Coding region: 275-1648 (457 amino acids)
Biological process (GO): positive regulation of mitochondrial translation
Source: RefSeq, a predicted model, not a curated record